AUGGCUGCGAGACAGUCGACGCCGUCGUCAGAGCAUUCGGCUCACUCAGAUAGUAAUGUGCGCAAAAGAGUGUGCAAGGCUUGUGAUCGAUGUCGCUUGAAAAAGUCAAAGUGCGAUGGCGCCAGUCCCUGCGGCAGAUGUCGCGCCGACAAUGCUAUUUGCGUCUUUGGUGAGCGCAAGAAAGCUCAUGACAAGGUCUAUCCCAAGGGGUACGUCGAGAUGCUGGAACAACAACAAAUCUGGCUCGUAAACGGUCUACAAGAACUCUACCGCCGCGCCCAAGAAGGCGAAGGCUGGUCCGGAGAACCACUCAAAGCCGAAUCGAAUGGCCACCCACUCACACACGACCUGCUCACACGAUUAGGCGCACUAGAUCACGGCAAGGGCGAAACAUUUGAAGACAACGUGGAACAGAUGCAACAAAGAUUAUGGCAACAAAAUGCAGGCUUGAUGCAACGACAGGAAUCGUCCGAUGGAAGUUCAGAUAUUGCGCAUUCUCCUCCAGCCACCACCACGAAUUUGAAUGUCAACACGCAUAGUCAUCCCCAACAUCGCCAUCACCAUUUAGGCAAUAACCAUAGUCGACGACAUCAUCCAUAUCCAGUCUCACCAUACGCAGAUUCCAUGGCCAGACAUCAAUUACCACCCACACCACCAGGAAGCUACAGCCCUUCCUCCUCCGCCGCUUCAUCGCAGCAACAACAGCAACAAAUGCCAUCUAUACCAAUCAUAAAAUCCGAACCCCUCCUCAUCACAACCUCCGCCCAACUCUCCUCCACAAUCCCAACACCGACAUCCACAAUCUCGUCCGCGAGCGCACCAACUUUCUUCUCUCAACAAGGCAUAAAUCCGAUAUCUCUCCAACAACAUCAACAACAACAACCGCAAACUCCCUGGACAACAAACUCCAACGACCUCAAUUUUGACGAUUUGGAUCUCAUUGGCGGAAGUGGAAGCGGCAAUCAGUUUUCCUCGUUAUUUGAAGAUAUGUCAUCCUCUUCGUCGCCGAUGUUCGGUGCUGGUGGUCGACAGCAACAGAUGCCGAUAAACUGUUUACCGCCAAGUAUGCUCUUUGAGCCUGGGAACGAAGAUUUCAGUCAAUACUUCAACACGAACACGGAAAUUUCCACUAUUUGA
Talaromyces amestolkiae is the source of this 1137-nucleotide messenger RNA. RefSeq lists its product as uncharacterized. Gene Ontology annotation, biological process: regulation of DNA-templated transcription. The transcript has 3 exons. Bases 1 to 1137 code for a protein of 378 amino acids. NCBI's taxonomy places the organism in Eukaryota, Fungi, Ascomycota, Eurotiomycetes, Eurotiales, Trichocomaceae. The record is from RefSeq and is a predicted model, not a curated record. Gene Ontology annotation, molecular function: zinc ion binding; DNA-binding transcription factor activity, RNA polymerase II-specific.